Myotis daubentonii (Daubenton's bat) is the source of this 794-nucleotide messenger RNA. RefSeq names its product kallikrein related peptidase 15 (gene KLK15). Gene Ontology annotation, cellular component: secretory granule. Gene Ontology annotation, biological process: proteolysis. The record is from RefSeq and is a predicted model, not a curated record. Gene Ontology annotation, molecular function: serine-type endopeptidase activity. Lineage: Eukaryota; Metazoa; Chordata; Mammalia; Chiroptera; Vespertilionidae.
AGCAGAGCCCCGGUCCCUCCUCCGCGAUGUGGCUUCUCGUCCUUUCCUUCCUGCUGAUGUCUGCAGCCCAGGACAACAGCGGCAAGGUGAUGAAGGGCGAGGUGUGCGUGCCCCACUCCCAGCCUUGGCAAGUGGCCCUCUUCGAUCGCAGCCGCUUUAACUGCGGGGCUUCCCUCGUCUCCCCAGACUGGGUGCUGUCUGCAGCUCACUGCCAAACCCGCCACAUGAGAGUCCGCCUGGGCGAGCACAACCUGCGCAGGCACGACGGCACCGAGCAGCUGCGGGCUGUGAGCCGCAUCAUCCCGCACCCCGGCUACGUGGCGCGCACCCAUCGCGACGACCUCAUGCUGGUGCGUCUAGCCCGGCCGGCGCGCCUCUCCCCGCAAGUGCGCCCCGUGUCACUGCCCACGCGUUGCCCCCAAGCCGGCGAUCCCUGCGUGGUGUCCGGCUGGGGCCUGGUGUCCGCCUACGAGUCUGAGACCACGGGGAGCCCCAAGUCACCAGUGGAUCUCCCAGACACCUUGCACUGUGCCAACAUCAGCAUCAUCUCCGACUCGUCCUGUAGCAAGGACUACCCAGGGCACCUGAUGGGCACCAUGGUGUGUGCAGGGGUGGAAGGCGGAGGCACCGACUCCUGUGAGGGUGACUCCGGGGGACCCCUGGUCUGUGGCGGCACCCUGCAGGGCAUUGUCUCCUGGGGGGACGUCCCCUGCGACACCACCACCAAGCCUGGGGUCUACACCAAAGUGUGCAGAUACAUGGACUGGAUCCGGGACACCAUGAGGAGGAACUGA